AUGUCAGGACGGACAUACAAAGUUUAUGUUGGAAAUCUUGGCAGCAAUGGUUCCAAAAGAGAGCUGGAAAUGGAGUUUGAGAGGUUUGGAAGGCUUCAUGAUGUGUGGGUGGCCCGUAAUCCCCCUGGCUUUGCCUUUGUCGAAUUUGUAGAUCUGCAUGAUGCAGAAGAUGCUAUUAAGUCACUAGAUGGGGCAAGAAUUUGUGGAGAGAGAGUUCGUGUGGAAAUGGCUCGAACUAAUAACAGUAGAGGAGGAGGAGGAGGAGGAGGUGGAAGUUAUCGCUCUAGUCGCCGUGAUGAUCGAGGCGGUGGGUGGCGUGAUGACCGAGGACCUGGCCGAGGUUACGAUGACAGAUCUAGAUCUCCCUACAGGUUUGUUUUGUUGUGUUAUUUUGUAAUGUACUUUGGGUACAGGAACCUGAUCUAUGACAUCAGUUAGUGCAAUACAGUAAAAACUCACAAGUAUUAAGGGCGGUGUCUUUUGGAUUUAGUCUACUGUCCAUUUUAUAGAAGUGUCCAUUUACACAUAUUCAAUGGUAAUACAUUCAACUCUCUCUAAGAAGGACACCUUUGGGACCGGCCCCUACUGUCUGUCCUAGAAAGAAGUCCGGCUUAUAGAGAGUCAAGGUAAUGUGUUGAACACAAACAGACCAGGGAAGGGAUGCCUGAGCCCAUCGAGAUAUUUUCCAAUCGUUUCAAAGCAAAGAAUUGAUAGAAGAUCAAUGGAUUUAGAAUCAUGUUUGCGGCAAACAGCUAACGUCAGAUUCAAGUCGAGAAAUUCUUAAAAAAGAAAAUCAGUGGAUAAAAACAGCUGAAAACAAUUCUUAUGGAGAAAAUUGGCGUGAAUCUGAAGUUUUGCGUGUGUAGUGAUAAUGAACAGUAAAUGGCAAGUAAAGCGAAAACUUAGUCAUGNUGAGCAUUUGUUUUAGAUGUCAGGACGGACAUACAAAGUUUAUGUUGGAAAUCUUGGCAGCAAUGGUUCCAAAAGAGAGCUGGAAAUGGAGUUUGAGAGGUUUGGAAGGCUUCAUGAUGUGUGGGUGGCCCGCAAUCCCCCUGGCUUUGCCUUUGUCGAAUUUGUAGAUCUGCAUGAUGCAGAAGAUGCUAUUAAGUCACUAGAUGGGGCAAGAAUUUGUGGAGAGAGAGUUCGUGUGGAAAUGGCUCGAACUAAUAACAGUAGAGGAGGAGGAGGAGGAGGUGGAAGUUAUCGCUCUAGUCGCCGUGAUGAUCGAGGCGGUGGGUGGCGUGAUGACCGAGGACCUGGCCGAGGUUACGAUGACAGAUCUAGAUCUCCCUACAGG
Molecule: messenger RNA, 1297 nt
Organism: Porites evermanni
Lineage: Eukaryota; Metazoa; Cnidaria; Anthozoa; Scleractinia; Poritidae
Source: the annotation of a GenBank genome assembly